Pieris brassicae (large cabbage white) is the source of this 1669-nucleotide messenger RNA. RefSeq names its product thioredoxin domain-containing protein 5 homolog. The transcript is spliced from 8 exons. Gene Ontology annotation, molecular function: protein disulfide isomerase activity. NCBI's taxonomy places the organism in Eukaryota, Metazoa, Arthropoda, Insecta, Lepidoptera, Pieridae. The record is from RefSeq and is a predicted model, not a curated record. Bases 139 to 1491 code for a protein of 450 amino acids. Gene Ontology annotation, biological process: protein folding. Gene Ontology annotation, cellular component: endoplasmic reticulum.
UCAUAAUCUGUGAGAGUCAGAAAUCUGAAUCAAAACAGCAGCAAACCCGCAGCAGAAAUUUUAAACUCCUAUUUACUUAAUAACUAAGAUAAGAAAUUUAUUAUAAUUUACGUGUAAUUUUACAAAUACCAUUUAAUAAUGGGUUCCUGGACAUUGUUAUUAGUUUCAUUCUUUUUCAUUAGCCUCAUUGAAAAUGUCGCUCCUGUAGCAGGUUCUACUUAUGAAUACGAUGCAGACGUUUUUAAAUUACAAAUAAAGGAGUUAGAUGGAAAUUUCAUAAUGUUUUACGCGCCUUGGUGCCGACAUUGUACAGAAUUUGAGCCUAUUUGGAUCGAAUUAGGAGAGUUAAUCAACACAAAAGACUCACAAUUCGCUAUCGCUCAAGUGGAUUGUACAAAAUAUCACAAGCUAUGUCAUGAUAAUGAUAUUACAGGAUAUCCCACAUUGCUGUACUUCCACAAGAACUCAUUUACUCCAAUUGAAUACAAGGGGACUAGAGACCUCCCUUCCUUAACUUUAUUUUUAAGUGAAGUAUUCACAAUGAAAGAAGAGAUCAAACAAGAAAAGCCAGAUAAAGAAGUGAAAGUAUAUAGUGGAAUGGCACACUUAAAUGAUCAUAACAUAGAGAAAUUUAUAUCAAGUGGACAGCACUUUAUUAUGUUUUAUGCACCUUGGUGUGGGGCCUCACAGAAAUUGGCACCUAUUUGGGCUGAAUUAGCUGUGCAAUAUGCACAGAAUGAAUACAUUCAAAUUGGCCAGGUUAAUUGUAUGUUAAGUGAAAUGACAUGCAAAAAUUUUGAUAUUAAGCAAUAUCCUUACUUAUUGUGGAUAGUGAAUGGAAGAAUUAUGGGGGUAGCAGUAGAAAUGUACACUUUAGAUGAACUUAAAGAGUAUGUUCAAAAAAUGUUGUUAGCUGAGAAUCAUGAUCCUGAGAAAUUUAUGAAGAAAAAGAAAGUGUUGCCUGUAGCUAGAAUUACUGAGGAAACAUUUGAAACAUUUCUGCAGAAGGAUCUGGUGUUUGUAAAUUAUUUUGCACCUUGGUGUGCACAUUGUAUGCAGUUAAAUCCCCUUUGGUUGAAAUUAGGAGAGAAAUUUCAAAAUGAAUCUAGAGUACUGAUUGCAGAUGUAGACUGUGUCAGAUCAAAAACAGUUUGUGAAAUGGAAAAGAUAAAUGGAUUACCAACACUUAUAUUGUACAAAAAUAAAGAAAUUGUGAGUUUGGAAAAUGGUGGACAACCAUUUGAAAGCCUUGUAACACUUGUAAAUGAACAUUUAGAUGAUAAAUCUUUAGAUGUCAAAGAAGAUGAAAAAAACUUGCAAAGUGAAGCUGGACCAUUGAAAAAAGAUGUCACUGACAAAACCAAACCAGAUAUAAAAGAUAGGACUUCUGAGAAUGAUAUAAGUGGUUCAGAUGAAAUUAUCAUACAAAAUGAAUUGACUGAUGAAGAUAAAAUUAUAGUAAAAGAUAAAAAUACCAAAGAUGAACUAUAAGCACAUUAAUAUAAGCAGAAAAUAAAAUCAUAUUUAUUAACCAUGUUAGUAUUUCAGUAUUUAAAUAACCUAAAAAAAUAAAUUGAUACAGUAUUUAGACUGUGCUUGAUAACAGACAAAAACAAAAUAAGGUUUAGGGAGAUUCAAUUAAAAAGAAGGCGUUUCAUACUAGACUACA